Messenger RNA from Seriola aureovittata, 1394 nucleotides. RefSeq names its product nuclear receptor subfamily 0 group B member 1-like. Gene Ontology annotation, biological process: negative regulation of transcription by RNA polymerase II. The record is from RefSeq and is a predicted model, not a curated record. The transcript is spliced from 2 exons. Gene Ontology annotation, molecular function: transcription corepressor activity; transcription factor binding. Gene Ontology annotation, cellular component: cytoplasm; nucleus. NCBI's taxonomy places the organism in Eukaryota, Metazoa, Chordata, Actinopteri, Carangiformes, Carangidae. Bases 563 to 1345 code for a protein of 260 amino acids.
UGCAACAAUCCAAAUAAUAAUAUCCAUUUGACAUAUAAUUUACUGUCAGGUGAACCAUAAUACACACUGUAACCACCCUUACGUAUUUACACAACACCAUAAUUUCUGCAUGUAAAAGUUGAAAUGCAUCCAUAUAUUGGCUAUGUCAUAUUUACAAUCAGAGUAAGGAUUAUUGCCAAGUAAGGUUUCCACAUAUGAGGAAUUUGCUUUGGGGUUUUGGUGACUGACAAUAAACGCAGUAAGUACAAGAUAAAGCAAAGCACUGCACAUCAGGAAGCAUCAAUCGAAAAAAAUUACAAUAAAAUAUGAAAAAUAUUCUAAAAAUAUAACAAGGAGAUUUAAAACCCAAUUUUGUAAUAAGACAAAUGAUGUGUGAGUGAGGCCUACUGUUGGAAUAUUACACUGCAUGCCCCGGAGUUGUUAUGCUUUUAUUGUGAAAAUACUGACCGGACGUGUUUUAUAGUGUAUUUGGGGAGGGUCGGUGCCCCAAGUCUAGUCUAUAAAAAAAGAUGAUAAUCUGGAAAACAGGCUCAGAAUCACUGGGGCGGCAGUGCGUGGCGUCAUGUCGUGUUGUCGGUGUAGAGAGGGUGAGCGCGCGGCGCAGAGCAGCAUCCUCUACAGCAUCCUGAACAGAGGCUCUCCGUGUCAGCGAACACAGCCCCGCACCGCUGCUGCUCAGCUUUGUGCCUGCGCGUCCAACAGGAGGCUGGUGGCCAUCCGGGCCCCGCAGUUAGUUUUCAGAGCGGCCUCCGAGGUGCUCGUGAAAACUUUCAGGUUUGUGAAAAAUGUUCCGUGUUUUCAGGAUUUGCCCGCGGAGGACCAGCUGCGGCUCGUGCGUAAAAGCUGGGCGCCGCUGCUGGUUUUGGGCAUGGUGCAGGACUCCGUGGACUUUGACACGGUGGAGACGCAGCAGCCCAGUCUGUUACACAGGAUUUUAACGCACAGCAAAGAGCGACAGCAGAGCACUCAGACCGAGAUUCAGGACCCCGGGGUGCCCGUGGGUGACGUGGAGGGGAUCAAAAUGUUUCUGGUCAAGUGCAGAGGACUGGGAAUCAGCGUUAAAGAGUACGCGUUUCUGAAGGGAGCCAUACUCUUCACCCCGGAAGUGACGGAGCUCGAGUGUCGGGAGUACAUCCACGCGCUCCAGAGAGAGGCUGAGCGCGCGCUUUACGAGCACGUGAGGACAGUCCACGUGGGUAACACCGGCCGGUUGAGCAGACUGCGCGCAGUGCUGAACAAGCUGCGGUCCGUGGACCCGGACUCGGUGGCGGGACUUUUCUUCAGACCCGUGACUGGGACGAGCAGCAUAGACGAGCACGUGCUGGCGAUGUUUUAUGAGCUGUAGAAUAAAGUUCCAAAAUAAAGGGAGGUAGUUUGGAAAUGGACGACAGACA